Messenger RNA from Colletotrichum phormii, 1374 nucleotides. Its product is annotated as MFS multidrug transporter. Gene Ontology annotation, molecular function: transmembrane transporter activity. NCBI's taxonomy places the organism in Eukaryota, Fungi, Ascomycota, Sordariomycetes, Glomerellales, Glomerellaceae. Gene Ontology annotation, cellular component: membrane. The record is from RefSeq and is a predicted model, not a curated record. The coding region runs from base 1 to 1374 and encodes 457 amino acids. Gene Ontology annotation, biological process: transmembrane transport. The transcript is spliced from 6 exons.
AUGAUGAUAGUAUUCGAGGCCCGGCCGCCCGCCUCCCGAGGUUUCCCCGCGUGCACCAUUUCGACCGAUCGGCCGAUCGGGGGAGUCGUAGCAUGGGACGACCAGCACGACACCCAGAAUCCGAGAAACUUCCCAGCAUUAAGAAAAUCGACCAUUCUAGCCUUAUUAAGCUUCAUGAUAGUACUCAGUUUCUUAACAUCCUCAAUCAUCGCACCGGCUGCUUCGAGCAUUGACUCUGAGUUUCACAAUGAUUCAUCCACAGUAUCUUCCAUGGUCACAACUAUAUACGUCUUUGGCUACCUCGUGAUUGGACCUCUUCUUCUUUCACCACUAAGUGAAUUCUACGGUCGACGUCCAGUAUUCUACUACGCCAACAUCUUCUACACCCUCACCCACGUCGGCAGCGCUCUGUCACCCAACAUCGGAUGUCUCCUCGCGUUCCGCACAAUCUCAGGCUUCGGAGCAUCAGCCUGCUUCUCAGUCGCGGGAGGGAUGCUAGCAGACCUCUACGACGUCCAUGAGCGCGGCAUCCCAAACGCCAUCAUCACGACUGGGUCUCUUUUCGGACCCACGAAUGCGCAUGUCAUUUUACGUCAGAAGACGUUGAGGUUAGGAAAAGAGAUGGGGAGGAAGGAUUUGCUUAGCUUUCAUGACAACCAGCUUGGGACUUCGUCCAAGAAGAAUCCUCAGACACUGGGACAAGCACUCCACCGCCCCUGGAAGAUGUUGUUCCGCUCACCCCUCGUGCCUGUAUUUUGCAUUAUGACGGGUUUCAUCUCGGCUCUUCUGUACAUCCUCCUCACGUCCACAUCCUCAUUCUUUCAAGAAGUCUAUGGCUGGUCCCUCGAGACGGCCAGACUGGCCUACCUGGGCCUCGGUUUCGGGAGUCUAGUCGGUCUCCUCCUCUUCGCCAAAACAUCAGACCUCAUUGCCGUACGACUCGCAAAGAAGAAUGGUGGUCUGUAUCAGCCGGAAAUGAGACUGGUAACCGCCUUCAUUCCGGUCCUGUUCAUCCCCGUCACGUUUUUCUGGUAUGGCUGGUCGACGUACGCGAGGACGCAUUGGAUCAUUCCUUUGAUCAGUUUGGCGCCGUUUGGCUUUGCCCAAGUCGGGAUCAACGCAUCUUCUUCGGCUUAUUUGAUUGACGCCUCUGGGCCUUAUGCGUCCUCUUCAUAUGCUUGCGUUACGUCGGCUCGCUGUCUUAUCGGUGGGUUUCUUCCUCUGGUUGGGCCUACUCUUUACCAGAACCUUGGCCUAGGAUGGUGCAAUUCGGUGCUUGGUUUUGUGAGUUUGGCUAUGGUUCCAAUCCCACUCCUGCUGUAUCGGUAUGGGCAGAAGCUCAGAGAGAGAAGCCCCUUGGACACCGUUACAUAG